AAUAAAUCACAAAGCUAAUUAAUGUUUUUAUAACCGAGGGUUUUCGCCAAUUACGUUACUAUUAGGUAGCUAAUCAUUCGCUUUACCAGAGCUUUGCUACCUAGCCGCAGACUUUGUACUGUUACCUAAAGUACCUGCUAUGUGAACCAAGUAGUGAAGGCUGAUAGUCUCAGGCAGUGACAUGGCCAACCCUUUGAGGAGAGAGGUUAGACAGCUGUACAAGAAUCUACUGUAUCUGGGACGGGAAUACCCCCAAGGAGCAGACUACUUCAGGGAGCGUCUGAACAGUGCCUUUAUGAAGAACAAAGAUGUCACAGACCCAAAGGAGAUCAGAAAGCUUAUCGACUGUGGAGAAGUUGUGAUUAAGGAACUGGGGACCCUGUACUAUCUGAGGGAAUAUAGAACCAUGAAAAAGCGUUUCUACGAAGAAGAAUUGUUAGGCCUGCUGAAUAUAGGCAGGCCGAUAGACUGAUAGCCUAGAUGUUUGGCAGCUGAAUCUUCAGUAUGCGGGUUGCUCCAUGAAUUGAGAACAUUUUGGGUUGUUUAACUUGGUCCCCAACAAAUAAUGAUUUCGCCUCAUUUUAACAUGCUGUCUGUCAUAAAGAGCACAUGUUCAACUUUGUAAAAACAUAUUUUCCAUGUCAAGGGCUGAAAUAAAACGAAUGACUAGUAAGUGCUUUUAAAGUAA
Molecule: messenger RNA, 688 nt
Organism: Oncorhynchus nerka (sockeye salmon)
Lineage: Eukaryota; Metazoa; Chordata; Actinopteri; Salmoniformes; Salmonidae
Product: electron transfer flavoprotein regulatory factor 1-like
Exons: 3
Coding region: 182-472 (96 amino acids)
Biological process (GO): respiratory electron transport chain
Cellular component (GO): mitochondrion
Source: RefSeq, a predicted model, not a curated record